Messenger RNA from Scleropages formosus (Asian bonytongue), 2474 nucleotides. RefSeq names its product F-box protein 40, tandem duplicate 1 (gene fbxo40.1). Gene Ontology annotation, molecular function: ubiquitin protein ligase activity; zinc ion binding; protein binding. Gene Ontology annotation, cellular component: cytoplasm. Bases 268 to 2319 code for a protein of 683 amino acids. The record is from RefSeq and is a predicted model, not a curated record. Lineage: Eukaryota; Metazoa; Chordata; Actinopteri; Osteoglossiformes; Osteoglossidae. The transcript has 5 exons.
GUCUGUGUCAUCAACGCAUGGCAAAGAAACUGUAAACAGUAUGCAAAUGUAACCUGUAUACGGACCUGCAACCUGAAACGUGUCUAACACCAGUCACAGUAAACCGUUUGCCUGUGAGCUCUAUUUAUAACGCUGCCAUUUACUCCCGAUGUUUUUCAAGCUAACACCAUCUGUAAGUGACUGUGCAGAACAACAGGAAAGCGAAUUUACUUCAUUAUUAUCGGGAAUCAGCUACAUAAUUUAUGACAAAAUUAGACAUCUGAGAAUAUGGGCAGAAACAACAGGUCUGCAACGAAACAGCACCGCCAUUGUGAAAAAUGCUUCAACCGAUACUGUAAGGUCCCCAUAGAAAUUUCGGUUUCCUGCUUGAUCAUCAACUGUCGCUUGUACUGUGGUGCUGUCUUCCACAUGUGUAAGGAGGUGGAGCACCAGCUCUUGUGUCCCAAUGAGAAGGUUCCUUGUCUCAAUGUUGACUAUGGUUGCCCGUUCACCAUGUGCCGCUCCAAGUUGGCCAAGCAUCUGAAGGUGUGUCCAGCCAGUGUAGUGAGCUGCUCCAUGGAUUGGAACCGCUGGCCCGUUGAGGAGAAAGACACAAUUUUUUAUGACAAUAUCCUCAAUGACAACUUUUCUGAGGAACAGUUGGACCUCUCCAUGGCACUUAGGGACCAGAAACAUUUAUUUAGUUCACUGAAAAUGAAGACUCUUUUUGCAGAGUUAGUAGAGAAAGCAGAAAAACCAAAUCCUUCAGUGCUGGAAGGAGCAGUAGGAGGUUCUGAACAAGCAAACGCUGAGGUGGACCGUAAUACAUUAGGAGAGGCCGACUGUCCUGCUGGUGAAGAGAUGGAAGGACUUACACAGGAAGAACGUGAAGCUCUAGCGAAAGAUACAAGUGUUGUAGAUAUGGAAAAAUACAGAAUCUGGGAAAAAAUGUUCAGCAUGGAACUGAGUGGCUGCAAGCACACGGUGAAAGGCCUAGGAAGCAACCAAAGAAGUGGUUUGAGCAGAGAGAAAACAGCGUCAUCAAGCUGUGAGACUGUGCUUGAGGAGGAAUCUGAAGAAAGCCAGCAGUCUAAAAGUAAUGUGAAUGUUUCUAAAAAGAGUCAAGCUGGUGAAAUAAUACAAAAUGUAGAAGAAAAGAUUAAUCAGACUGGAUACAAAGUGUGUCUGGUAGAACAUGGAAACACUGUAGGUGAGCAACACCAACCCCCUGCUGCAAUCAAACCUAAAUCACAGACUUUUGUAUAUGGAUACCUGGAGCCUAUGAAGCUCAAAACUGUGCAAACGUUCAAGGUUCCCACAAGCUUUAGAGCAAAAGAUGGGCGCAUCCGUAACCCUUUAACGACAAGGAAAGUCACCAAGAGUGUAGACACGUCUGAUCUGGGAGUCUCACUGGAAGAUAUUCCUAAAUGGGAUGAAAUCCAAGCAACCUUGCUUUGCUGCUUAGAACGGGAAUUCAGAGGCCACUCCAUCUCUAAAUUUGACUCGACAGAUGCCCUUCUUUGCGAUUCUGGCACCCAAACGUACAGCUUCCGCUCCGCUCCGUUUAAGCACAAUGCUUCGCUGGCUGACAUCACUGCAGACAGACCUUUGAAACUCCACAUCCAGAUUCAAGCUGAGGGUGUGACAAGGAGGCACAAUAAAGCCAGCUCUGCCUUUACAUUUCUCUGCAACCACUGUUUCCGUCGAGAUGAGUUCUCCUCGCACUUCAGGAACGUGCACGCGGACAUCCAGUCGUGCUUGAACGGCUGGUUCGAACAGCGAUGCCCUUUGGCCUACCUCGGCUGCACCUACAGUCAGAAGAGAUUUCAGCCGUCCACACAGAGAGCAACAGUCACAUACAGCCAAGACCUCAGCACCUUCACUUUAAAACCAGAGGUCUCUGCCCUGCUCUUUGAAGGGGUCAAGACCAUCAGACCAGAAAGGAAACGUGCGCGCAACGUUGAUGCCCUCAGCAGACUUCCUUUUGAGGUCCUCGUGCACAUUGCUGGGUUUCUGGACAGUUUCACCCUGUCCCAGCUGGCUUUGGUCUCUCGCUUAAUGCGAGAUGUUUGUUCCACUUUGCUGCAAGAGAAAGGAAUGGUCUCGCUAAAGUGGGAGAAGAAGACUUACUCCCAUGGGGGUUCCUGUUGGAAGUCUAGACAUAAGGUGUGGCAGUUCAGCAACCUCUUCUCCACCGUCGACAGAUGGCGCUUUGAUGAUGUUCCCUCCAUGUCUGACCAUCUGAAGAGGCUCCCGCUAAACAUAUAUGGGGGACUCGAGUGUCUCAAUUUUCUGCCACUAGAAAAACAGACAUUUGACCUGCAUGAUGAUAAGGAUUAACUCUGGAAGAUCUAGCCACCUUUAUGGAACUCAGAUUAUGCUACGUGACCAUCACAGGGAUAUGCUGUAGGCCUUUGCUCCUGCAUUGCUCUUGUAUUGUAUUACACUGUGUGUAAUUGCAUUUUCUCAGAAUACUGGUUCUGUCUCCAUGCUGU